GCCCUUCCCGAAUUGUUAGUCAUCCUGCUCUCUGGACAAGCAGAACGAAUCGCCGAGAAAGUCCUGACUGCUUUUGGUGGCGGUAUAGAUUUAGCUCAUGAUAUUCGCGUGAGUCGUAUUACCCUUUCUACUCGUUCUCUGCCCUAUUUUUCUCUCUAUGCUCGAUUUAAAGUUCGCAAGAGCCAACUGGCGACGCUUAUUCCUCGAUCCGGACUGGAUUCACUUGCUUUACGGUUGGCCACGGUGACGGCUUCUGUCGCAGCCGGGCUAAUCGGUGCUGGUACACAGGGUGCUGCUGCCAGAUUCACUAGUAUGCAUCGUAAACUAUUAUUCAUAUAUUAA
Protopolystoma xenopodis is the source of this 342-nucleotide messenger RNA. The record is from the annotation of a GenBank genome assembly. Lineage: Eukaryota; Metazoa; Platyhelminthes; Monogenea; Polystomatidea; Polystomatidae.